AUGUCUAGCCCUAUAACCGUGAACAUAAUCUCCGACGACGAGACAACCCCACUUCAAUUUCAAUCCAAGAAGCAAAGAACUAAUUUUGAUUCAAACCCUACAACAGUUUUCAUCAUCGAUGACGACCCAAGUCCUCUCAAACCCUCGCCAAGUCCUUGCACUACUUCCACGCCUUCAGUUGUACCUGAGACGCCGUCAGUUGUACCUGAGACGCCGUCAGUUGUAUCCGAGACGCCCAUGGUUGAAUCCUUGAAAUCAUAUAUACCAAUUGUCAGAUGCAACAACACUGUGUCGGAUCCCCAACUCAGAUUUUCUUCAUCGCCCAAUCCUGAGCCCUCUGGAUUGAUAUGUUUGGAAUCUGACGAGGAGUGUGAAGGUUUUGGGAGCUUCCCUGAAACACUAAAAGAGCCAAGAUCAGUUAUUCUAGACGUGGAAAACAAUUUGGGUGUGCCUUCUGCAUGUUCAAAAUCAAUAACGUUACAGGACAGCUCUUGUUUCCCAUCUAUAGUAGAAGAUGAUCUACCCCAGGUUUCCAAUCAUUCUGGAGAAGAGGAUGAUAUUCUGCAUCCGACAAGUAAAACCGUUGGACAGAAAGGUAAAACUAAGGAUAAUGCAAAUAAGAAAAGGAGUGCUGGUGAGCUGAUAAGAAGGACAAGAAAUACAAAGGAAGAGAAGGCUCGUUUGAUGGAUGAAAAGAAGCAACAAAAGGAGCAAGAGAAGUUACAGAAAGUAGCUCUAAAGCAACAAGCUGCAGAGAUGAAGAAGCUGCAGAAAGAAAUUCAAAGUUGGGAGAAAGGAAAGCUUGCUCAACAAUCUAUUAUGGCACAAAUUGACACUAAAGUAGUAGAACAGGGGUCAGUUGGAGGACAACUGCUUACAAACUUGGCCGAAAAAGGUAUAACGUUUCAAAUCACUUCAAAUCCUGUUGAAAGGUCGAUAAUUUGGACGAUGUCUGUUCCAGAAAAUGUCGCACAGGCCUUGUCUCGUGGAAUGGAAAUCUCAUAUGUAUUGCUUAUUUUUGAGGCAGAGGAGUUCUGCCGCCUUGUCACAGAGGAGUCUUUUUUGGAUCAUGUCUCUCGUGUUCAAUCCGUCUAUCCAUCUCAUACAGUUUGCUAUCUCACAUAUAGGCUUAUGGCCUACAUCAACAAGAGGGAGCAAGAACAUUACAAGAACCCUGGAAAUCAUAGUGGGUGGAGGCGUCCACCAGUGGAAAAGCUGCUGGCAAAAUUAACUACACAUUUUGUUGGAGUACAUUCAAGAUUAUGCAUGGACGAAGCUGAAUUAGCAGAACAUGUCGUAGGUCUAACAUGCAGCCUCGCCUCUUGCCAAUUUAGAAAGAAGCUUACCCGACUAUCUAUCAAUGCUAAUGGUUCCCUUAUUCCCAAAGAUGCUGACAGGGCUCUAAUAAAAAAGAGCACUUGGUUAAAAGCUUUAAUAGCCAUCCCAAAGGUACAACCACGAUUUGCUAUAGCAAUAUGGAAGAAGUAUAAGACAAUGAAGUCACUCUUGUGUGUCUACAUGGAUCCAAGUAAAUCGGAACAUGAAAAAGAGUUUUUGCUUGCGAAUUUGAUAACGGAAGGAUUGGUUGGAGAUAACAGAAGAUUGGGAGAGGUUUGUUCCAAGAGAGUUUACAGGAUAUUAAUGGCAGAAUCAGGAAGCAUCAAAACCGAUGAUGUCGAGAAUGGUGCUGAUUUCUUCACCCGUCAGUCGUCAUGAAAAUCUAUGCUUUAGCCAAAUGAAUGAUGUACUCCGUUAGGAGUAAUCUUGGCUUUGUGAUGUUGCUGGUUCAACCUCUUGUUGCUUAGCAAUGAUUUUGGUUUUUUUUAGUUCAAAAUUCAUAGAUGCACAAAAAGUUUAAAACCCGAAGCCUGGGUCCAGGUCGAGGUCGGGCGUAAAAGCUUGAUCAGGCCAUGUUUUUCCAAAAGCCUCGAAAAGUCUGGUUAACAAAAAACCAAAUACAAAAAAUGGCUUACUAGAAACAGGGUUGAAGGGGCUUGUGCAUCAUUACUAUAGAUUCAAUAGUUGCACAAAGAGAUGGUUAGAACCAGUGGGCUGCUUAGGAUGGGACCUUGGACUCGUUGAGCCUUGGUAGGAUGGCACGAAGGUCCUGCGUUUGGGGCUUUUGUUUUUCGUGGUUUUUAUGGAUGUUUUCAAGAAAAGGUCGUUGAU
Molecule: messenger RNA, 2169 nt
Organism: Cynara cardunculus var. scolymus (artichoke)
Lineage: Eukaryota; Viridiplantae; Streptophyta; Magnoliopsida; Asterales; Asteraceae
Product: crossover junction endonuclease EME1B-like
Exons: 12
Coding region: 1-1716 (571 amino acids)
Biological process (GO): DNA repair
Cellular component (GO): Holliday junction resolvase complex; nucleus
Molecular function (GO): DNA binding; nuclease activity
Source: RefSeq, a predicted model, not a curated record